Messenger RNA from Dibothriocephalus latus, 339 nucleotides. NCBI's taxonomy places the organism in Eukaryota, Metazoa, Platyhelminthes, Cestoda, Diphyllobothriidea, Diphyllobothriidae. The record is from the annotation of a GenBank genome assembly.
AUGUGUAUCUGUAUACUAAAUCACAACAAAGAGCUCGUUGCCCACUCCCCGUUUGAAUCCAAGGACCUAGAAUGCGAGCUGCGUCUGUUAACAUCUGAAAAUGCUCGCCUUCUCACUGAACUUACCGACCUCAAGAAGUUACACGACGCUGACACAGUUAGACAUGAGAAAGAGAUCGAAAAAUAUCGAAUGCGUUACGAUAGGCUCCGAGAAGACCACUCAAAGUUGAACCAACUCAAUCAGGAAUUAGAGAGCAAAAUCAUAACUGUGCUUUAUCUCGAGAACCGUGCUGCAGCGCACUUUAUUCGACAGCUGCCCUCAUCUUUCGGCUUCCUUCUG